UCAUCGAAAAUAACAAUGAACAAGUAUUAAUCUUCGAUAUAAUUCAAAGUUUUGUAUGCUAUCUAUACAAUAUGAAUGAUAUCAAUGAUGUUGAUGCUGCUAGGCUACAAAUGUUUAUUAAUUCGUAUACAGUAUCUGAUGUGAACGAAGCUUUUAAUCGAAAAAAGUUGCAAAAUUUCGAUGCUAGCUGUUUACCACCUUGCAAAAGUGAGCUAUGGCAGCAAUUUUUGCGAGCGAAUUACAUAUGUAGCAUAUGGAACAACGCUCACUUACAAAAGCCAACAGCAUAUAAACCAGUAAAUAAUGGUUGGAUACUGGAAAAUGACCACUACUAUUUUAAAUGGUUUGAAGGAGAUCAAUUACCGACUUAUGUCAGCGAAUCUCUAAAAACAGUUCCAGAAAACAAUGAAGAAGGCGAUAUUGAAGACGAUCAAUCCACAGAAUGGAAUAAUAGUGACGAGGAAUAUGGAUGUAUUGACGACGACGAUGAAAAUGAUGAAAAUGUUUAAAGAUUUUAUUAAAAUAAAUAUAUUUUUCUGUAA
Harmonia axyridis is the source of this 542-nucleotide messenger RNA. RefSeq lists its product as uncharacterized. Bases 72 to 509 code for a protein of 145 amino acids. Lineage: Eukaryota; Metazoa; Arthropoda; Insecta; Coleoptera; Coccinellidae. The transcript has 2 exons. The record is from RefSeq and is a predicted model, not a curated record.